Messenger RNA from Armigeres subalbatus, 914 nucleotides. RefSeq lists its product as uncharacterized. The record is from RefSeq and is a predicted model, not a curated record. Lineage: Eukaryota; Metazoa; Arthropoda; Insecta; Diptera; Culicidae. The transcript is spliced from 2 exons. Bases 277 to 906 code for a protein of 209 amino acids.
ACAGAAAAGAGAAGAGAGGGACAAGAGAGAAAACUGGAAAAGGUUCGGUUGUUCGGGAGUGCGAGUUAAGAAGUGAUCGAGGACAGACCGUUCAAGUUGGACGAUCGAAAGCGCAUAGUGGCCACGCGGGAACUGGUUGCUCGAUAACCUCUACGGCCAUUGCCCGCCGUUAAAGCGUAAAUUAUAAUCUGGGAGUUUUACUCCGUAAGUGCCAUGAAGAAUUCCAGACCGCCAGUGAGGUGAAGAGGCCAGAAGGCAUCCCUGUCACUCAAUCGAAUGUGUGCGACGCAAAUCCACCAGAGGCCAGAAGGCUUCCCUGCCACCCAAGCCCAUGUGUGCGAUGCAAAUCCAUCAGCAAAUCGAUUUCUAGUUGAGCGGGGGGUCCAAUUCCCACUAAUAUCCUGCGAGGAUCGGAAGAGAUCCGCUACGAUGCAAGUACCUCGGCCAAAGUUUCGGAACCCUCCCGACGGUGGACCUGCGGUGAUCAUAACCUCAACCGAUCAACCGGAGAAGUAUCUCGUUCAAGCACAACAAGCAGUUCUCUCCGGUGAACCACUGCCGGCCGUAAACGAGGUGAGCCCCAGACAUCAUAGCCAAGAUCUCCAGAUAGGCAAGCAACUCGUGCAUCCAGAAUCCUGUUGGUCGUCGAGUCCCAAAAACCAUAACCAGCAAGGCCCAGUCAAGCUACACGUGGCAGUCAAACGGCCCCGCCGGCCGUACCCUGCAAGUCGGAACCCUUCAAAUCUCAAGGCGGAUAUCCAGAUCCAGUGGCUCAUACCCCCGGGUAACAGGCAUGCAAUUGCGUCGAUAUUAUAUUGUUUUGUCCACCCUUCUUCGUCUUUUGUGUCGUUGAGUCCUCAAGCAGGAAGAUGGCGAACCCUGAGUAUCUCAAGCUUAGAGAGCUAGUUAGGGAC